AUGAAUAUAACUCUUCUUGCGUCUAAUUAAUACUUCAAAGAUUUAGAAAUCACAAGAAAAUGUUAGAAUUCUAAAGGAAGGAGCCAAAAUUUUGUAAAAGGCAAAUCAAGAUCAGUGAUAAAGAGAUUGAGAUACAUAAAAUAAAUAGAUCCAUCAUAUAUCAAAGAUAUAACAGUAAUUGAAAAAAAUAUUAACUUCCCUAAAUACCUCAAGUUAUUAGCUCAUUACAAUGAUAUUGAAAUAUAUAAAUUUAAAUUUAAAAGGUAUUUAGUUCAAUGGGGAUCUUAGUUAGUAACGAAAACAAGGAAUAAAUUAAAUUCUGAUAUCAUUAAUGCUCUUGAAUUUUUAAAGAAAAACCUUUAGUAUAACUCAAUAGCUAUAGCUAAGGAAGAUAUCUAAUCUUAUUUGUAUAUAGAAUUUUUAUUUAUUAAAAAAAUUAGAUAGUAAUUUUUAUGUCUAUACAUUGUAAUAAUAAUUUUUUAUGUCUCCACAUUAUAUUAAUAAUUUUUUAUGAAAAAUUUUUUUCGCUUAUCCAAUUUAUGUUUUAUUAAAAAUAUCCUUAUUUAUGUUUAUAUAACUAAUAGAUUACAGUUAAUAUAUUUACUAAGUAACUUUUUAUUUAAUGGUGUCUUCUAAUAUCUGAAACAAUAGCACCAAAAAUUUUCUAUAUUUUUUUUUAUUUUCAUAAAAAAUUAUCAUAAAUAAUAAUUUAUAAUUUGUAUUAAAUAAUUUUAGAAGAAAAUUUAAGUUUAGAUAAUAUGA
This is a messenger RNA of Tetrahymena thermophila SB210, 762 nucleotides long. Its product is annotated as transmembrane protein, putative. The record is from RefSeq and is a predicted model, not a curated record. The transcript is spliced from 3 exons. Lineage: Eukaryota; Ciliophora; Oligohymenophorea; Hymenostomatida; Tetrahymenidae.